Molecule: messenger RNA, 4228 nt
Organism: Cottoperca gobio
Lineage: Eukaryota; Metazoa; Chordata; Actinopteri; Perciformes; Bovichtidae
Gene: map3k22
Product: mitogen-activated protein kinase kinase kinase 22
Exons: 18
Coding region: 446-2314 (622 amino acids)
Biological process (GO): protein phosphorylation
Molecular function (GO): protein binding; ATP binding; protein kinase activity
Source: RefSeq, a predicted model, not a curated record
GAGGCGCAGCUCCAGGGAAAGACUCAGCUUCUCACCGUAGUGUGUGUGGAGACAAGCAAAGGGCAGGGUGAAAAAAACUUUCCUCUGGAACACAUCAGCCAUUGCAGUUUCUUCCUCUCUGUAAACACGGCUGUGGAUCAUGCACCUGGGAGAAGAAGAGAACACCUCUCUGCCUGAACACAGCUUGUAUUUGUAAUUCUUCAGUACUGAGCGCAGUUUCCGGAUAUCAGCCCACUGUUUUUGGGGAAGAUUUGCUCUGCAUCUGUUGGGAUUUUUCCACUCUUCCUGACGUUUAUCCGUGAUAAUUUCCACGCGUUUAUUAAUCCACCUUCCUUCACCCUGCAGCCACAACUACAGCAAGGAGACACAGUGAUAACAAGGAUGAAAUCUUCGCUUGCAGAGAGAAGUUGAGCUCUGCGCUCGAGUUCAACAGGGCCACUUCCUGAUGAUGACAGUAAACAUGGAUGACGGUCUACAAACUGGACCGGGACAGCACAGGAACUCACAAGAUGACGAGGAGGCGCUUAACUCCAUUAUGAAGGACCUGGCAGCGCUGGGUCGCUGCUACACCCAGCACAACAGCCACAAGCCCAAGAACAGAACCUUACUCUACAAGCAGGAUUUAAGAGUCAAGCUGGAGCAUGAGAGAGAAAAACGAAUCAUCCCGUUCCAGAGGCCGCUGAAGAUCAAGGAGCUGCUGCAGAAAGUGACGGAGGCCUUUGGCCAGCAGAUGGACAUGUUCUUCACGGAAAAGGAGUUGCUCCUGCCCCUGAAGACCCAGGAGGACCUGGAUCAGGCGGUGCUGACAUUGGGCUGCAGCUCGGGGACCAACGGGCUGCUCAGGAUUCUGCUAAAGACCCCUAAGAACAACCAUUACCUACAGGUGAACAGCAGGGACAAACAGAGCGAGAUGAGGUCAUCACGGUCACUGGGAGAUCUGAAGGGCUCCCUGCUCAAGGGCUCGGAGAGGGUGCGCAAACACUCGACAGGUUCCCUGCACACGGGCCGGACGUCCCCACCUCCUGGCAGCGUCCCAGAAGAGCAGCAGCAGAUCGCCCGCCAGGGCUCCUACACCAGCAUCCACAGUGAAGGGGAGUUCAUCCCCGAGACCCAGGACCAGAAUAUGCUGGAUCCCUUCGGAAGCGCAGACAACUCACUGUCGAGCAGCUGUCAAUCAAUAGAUCAAGCACUGGACAGUCCUCCUUUCUCGCAGAACAACCGCGACAAUAAUUACCUGAACCUCAACUAUGAAUACAAAGGUCGCCAUGGGAAAGGAGGGACUUUCCCUCGCCAGUUCCAGUUGCCCAAUCGCAGCAAGGAUUAUGGAGACCGUCGCAGGACACUUCCGCGCAGCUUUAUGCCGCAGGAGAACCUGUUUCAGCUGGUUCCUUCCAGUCGCACACGCAGUUACAAUGGAGACAGCACGCUGCAGUACAGCGACCUGCGCGCACUGGGGCGCACCGCUGACAAAAGCUGCCAGCGCGGUUCAGCCAAGUCGCCACGGGCGCCAGUCAACUGGCGUCAAGGAAAGCUCCUGGGGCGCGGGGCGUUCGGGGAGGUCUACCUCUGUUACGACGUGGACACAGGCCGUGAGCUGGCCGCCAAGCAGGUGCCCUUUGAUACCGACUGUCAAGAAACCAGCAAGGAGGUGAAUGCUCUGGAGUGUGAGAUUCAGCUGCUGAAGAAUCUGCGUCACGAGCGGAUUGUUCAGUACUACGGUUGUCUCCGGGACCUCGAACAGAAGAAACUCACCAUCUUUGUGGAGUUUAUGCCCGGGGGGUCAAUAAAAGACCAGCUGAAAGCCUACGGGGCUCUGACAGAGAAGGUGACGAGGAGAUACACCAGGCAGAUCCUCCAAGGAGUCUCCUACCUGCACAGCAACAUGAUAGUACACAGAGACAUCAAAGGUGCUAACAUCCUGAGAGACUCCUCAGGGAACGUGAAGCUGGGAGACUUUGGAGCCAGCAAACGUAUCCAGACCAUCUGCAUGUCUGGUACAGGAAUCAAGUCUGUCACUGGCACCCCCUACUGGAUGAGCCCUGAAGUCAUCAAUGGGGAGGGCUAUGGCCGGAAAGCUGAUGUAUGGAGUGUUGCCUGCACUGUUGUGGAAAUGUUGACCCAGAAACCUCCGUGGGCCGAGUACGAGGCCAUGGCAGCCAUUUUUAAGAUCGCCACCCAGCCUACGAAGCCCAUUCUUCCCGAUAACGUGUCCGACGCGAGCAGGGACUUCCUGCGGCAGGUGUUUGUGGAGGAAAAAUGGCGGCCCACUGCAGACGUUCUGCUCAGCCACCCGUUCGUGCAGGGCAGUUUCUGAAGCCUGCGGAACCCCAUCCCCUCCCCUACCUGCGAGGCCUACACAGUCCCGGCACCUCCCCUCCUCUCCGGCCCUCCCCCCCCCCCCGCCCAGUCACCAGGCUCUAGGGCUCAGCAUCACUCCAACUACCUGCCCAGUAAUCUAUCACCAGUGUCUGCCUUGCCAGGACCCCUGCAUCUCUCACCAACUAGCUCAACCCGGAUUACUCACCAAGAGGCCAGAUUGACUGCCGUCAGACCUCCAGAGUCCGCCGAGGCGUCGCAGUGUGUCGUGUCCCCAAGAGGGGGCUGACGAGAAAAAGCACUUAGCAGUCUCACAAGCUACAGACUGCUGUCCUUUAACAAGAGCAGGAACAGUGACCCGAGUUAGAGAGCAGGUGACGCCUCAAGCUCUCUGGGUCUUCACACUCAUUUACUGCCGCAGAACAGUGUCUCGGUUUGGUCAGACGCUAUGCAGUGGUGGCUGACAUCGAUGUUGACCACAUCUGAUAGUACUGUAGGUUACUCCUCAGCCUAAGUUAGCUGUGUGGGAAAUGAAGAUGGUAAAAAUAUUUUUAUAUGACUUACAAUAGCGCAUACGUCAUCUUAGCCGAUGAGAUUUCUAUCGUCACCGUAAAAAUGUAAAUGUAUUCUUUCAACGCCUUACAAUAAGAAUUUGUAAGUAAGAAUGUCUUCUUCUUUUUGUUGUUGUUGUUGCAUCUUAGAGGGUUGCAUUGCCCUUCUCUCAUGGCGCCCAGAACCCCAUUCAGAAGGAUUGUCAACAUUGCACUUUUGAUAUCAUGCAUUGAAACAUUUCCAACGUGCAGGAUAAUCAACUGAGGAGAUAUUUUUCUAUUUGAAGCAUUUUUUUUAUAUCAUUUCAUAAGGAGAAUUGUGCAGUGUGAAAAACAAACAAACAAAAAGAACCAAACUUUUGCAUCAGUGUGAAAUGUCUAUUAAGCAAUACCAACAGUACUGUUGGAGUCUGUGACUUUCAUUCCAGCUUCCCAUGCAGUGAGCCUUGAGUCCAUCGAAGUAGCCAAAGAAAGGUUUCCCAAACUUUAGGCUAAGUUAAUGUGCAUUAUUACUCAUGUUGGAUUGUUUUGUCACCUCAGAGCCCUAUAGCCUUCUCUAUGUUACGGCAGCUUCGUGCACAGUAGACUGCACAGACCAAAUCAGAUGCAUCGACGUCACAUUGUGUUAGUACGAAAAGUUAUGAAAUUAGAUUGAAGUAAGCGUCUCAUUUACGUUUCUUGUUGUAUGAAUCCAGUCACCCCCAUGCCUUUACUUUGAUUUCCACACUAUAUGAAAGGGUCACUCGAUGACCACGUGACUGCACACCUCACUCUGUGCGAUGUCAUGUGAGAUAAUAUCGCCAAAAAAAAGUGUCAUGUUGGAAAUACGGAGCUAAAGGCUGCAUUCUUUCAAAUGGAGAUGAGGUGGAGUGGCUAGCUGUAAUACAGUGGCACUUAAGGAAUGAUCAAAUCUGUGUUGACCCUUGACAGUGCCUUAUCUGAAUCUGCUUGUAAACACAAAUGUUCACUGCCAAAGCGGAACGCUUUUUAAUAAAGGUGAGCAAAUGUUCAGUAGAGAGCACACACAGGAUUUGCUGAAGUUCUUUUAUAUGAAAAAAAAAGAUUAUACUGUAAAUACAUAUUGUUCUGCACUUUUGUAUGAAAUUCCUUUACAUUCUACACAAAUCUAUUUGAUGAAAUAGCUACGUUAUACAGUAGAGUGUACUGUGAUUUAGACAGGAGUAUGUAUGAUUGUCUCUUUGAGAGCUGGCGGUAGGCAGUAUGAAAAGCUGGGAGGCUUUCGAUUGGGACAGAGUUUGUUUUGUCUUAAUGACAAAGCCUUGAAACAUGAAAUGUAUCAAGUCAUUGAUCUUUUGUACAUUUAACUUAAUAAAUCCAAGGUCUAAGACUAUUUCCCUGUG